Messenger RNA from Stegastes partitus (bicolor damselfish), 1780 nucleotides. Its product is annotated as FERM domain-containing protein 6. The record is from RefSeq and is a predicted model, not a curated record. Gene Ontology annotation, biological process: positive regulation of hippo signaling. Gene Ontology annotation, cellular component: cytoplasmic side of apical plasma membrane; cytoskeleton. The transcript has 13 exons. The coding region runs from base 10 to 1320 and encodes 436 amino acids. Lineage: Eukaryota; Metazoa; Chordata; Actinopteri; Pomacentridae.
UUUGUGGCAAUGAGGACAAAAUGGAAACGACAUGUGUGCAUCCUUCUGCCCAACAAGCAGCACCUGGACUGUGCUGUGAGGGUGAGAGCCCGAGGCCGUGAGGUGUUGAACAGCGUGUUGAAGCAGCUCGUCAUCUGCGAUCUCCAAGUGUUUGGUCUGGCUCUUCUCAGAGAUCACGAAUAUCUCUUUGUCGAUCUGGACCAAAAGCUGAGCAAGUACUUCGGCAAAAGAUGGAACACAGGUUCUUUAAAGGUCCCGUUCAUCUUAUUUCUGAGAGUGCAGUUUUAUGUAGAGACCGGGCAGCUAAUAAUGAGCAGCAGAGAGCAGCAGCUCUACUACUCUGAGCUGAGGCAGAAGGUGCUGCGAUCUCAGAGCCGCCAUCAGGAGGCUUUGUUCUUCCAGCUGGCAGCCUCGGCGCUCCAAGCUGAAGUCGGAGAUCUGGAGCAGACAGAUGAAGAAGGAGAGGAGAGAAAACAGAGGCAUUGCUUUCUUCCUGAAGAUUACUUCCCCUCUUGGCUGAUAAAGCGUAGAGGGAGAGACUUCCUGCUCCAGCACUGUCCGGUGUUGCACGGUGAACUGAGAGGGCUUCCACGCAGCCAAGCCGUCCUGCGGUUUAUAAAGGAAGCCAGCAGCCUGCAGGACGGAGCAGUGACCUUCUACAGGAUGAAGCAGAAGAAAAAAGAGCUCAGAAGUUCAAUCCUUCUUGGUGUGGCAGUGAAAGGAGUCCAUAUUUAUCAGGAGGUGGAAGGGAGGCAGUGUAUGCUGUAUGACUUUUCCUGGAUCGAUAUCGACCGCCUCACUUUCCAGGGCAGCAGGUUUGAGAUGGCUGCAGUGGGCUCUCUGUGCCUCCCUAAGCUGGUGUAUCACACUCAUUCAGCCUUCCACUCCAAACACAUCCUGAAGCACCUCAGCGACAGCCACCGACUCCACAUCAGCACCAGAGAUGCAGUGAGCUGCAUCCAGCAGCUGGAAAACAUGAAGGAGGCCUACAUCUGUGAUGCAACACGUCUGAGAGAGAGACUUGGCUGCAGCGACCUCACUUCAUCCAUGUCGGACUGCAGCGUUGUGGUGGAAGCAGCCGCCGACUGGGCCGAAGAGGAGGAGGAGGAAGGCUCUCCAUCAGAGGCUGAGCUGUGGUUGGACGAACCGGAGGAGGUUUUUGUCGACGACCCGGCGGAGGUGUCCUGGCUGGCUGAGCUGCUCCACGGUGUGUCUGUGGACGGACCUCUGGUGUUCCCGUCCUCCGACUGGACAGCUGUCACCAUGGAAAUGAAACAGGUUCUGUGGAGGAGAGCUGAUGAAGGGGCAUCUGUGGACUAAUUCACAGCCAGAGGCAAGACGGAUUUAUGACAUGUUCUGCAGCUCCGGGCAAGAAGACACCUGAAAUCUGUGGCCCAAAUGCUUCACUAACGGUUAAGUUAGUAGUAACACCCCCGAACUAACUCCUUUCUGUAUUAAACUACCAUAAUAAUCACAAUAUAAUAUUAUCACUAAUAUUUUCAUUGCAACAAUUGCCUGAGGAAUUUUCUUCCAUUGACAAAAUCAUAAAAGUCUUCCAGAUGCUUGGCAAUAUCACGUAUCGAUGUGUUUUGCUGGUUGCUCACCGUCAACACAGGUUCCAUGGUGUCAUGGGGAGUCCUCUGGACUCUGGUGGAAUCUGACUUUGGAGCGGUUGGACUGUGGUUUAAAACUGGUUGCGCAGUGGUGGGAUGGUGUCUAGGGCCACUGGUUAACCCCACCACCCAUCAUUUAGUUCUUCCUUCCUGGUUUUAGGCACAAA